AUGCAAGAAAUAAAAGUUGAUUCAUAUGGAGCUUGUUUAAAUAAUCGUCAUGGUUAUGGAGCUCGUAUGCUAGAUAAUUUUGAUGCAUAUAAAAAAUAUAAAUUCGUGAUAGCUAUUGAAAAUUCAAAUUGUCUUGAUUAUGUUACUGAAAAAUUAGUUUUAGCAGUACGCUCAGGUUCUAUACCUAUUGUUGCUGGUUCUAAUGGUCGUUCAGAUUAUCGACGAUAUAUGCCUGAACAUUCGUUCAUAAAUAUAUUUGAUUAUUUAUCAAUAAAAGAUCUUGCUAAUGAUUUAAAACGUAUUGGAAAUAAUAAAACAUUAUAUGAAUCUUAUUUAUGGUAUAAAAAACAUGAUAAAGAUAUAUCAAAAUUAAAAGAACUUUCAUUGAAUGAAAAAUUAAAACAUUUUGCUGAUGUUAUUGGUUCGAAUGCAACAAUGCUUACAGAUGGAAUUGCAGGAAAAGAAAAAAGUGAAAAUAAAGUUUGUAAACUUAUUCGAUUUGUUCGUCAAACAUCUUGGCAAGACAUUGCUGCACAUAAAAGAACAGGAAGAGCAGAUUCGAGUAUUGCUUGUUUACGAGGUCAAUAUAUCUUAACUCAUUUUGAUUCAGCGUAUACGAAUAACAGUGAAUCACGUAAAUCAUAA
Messenger RNA from Rotaria sp. Silwood2, 645 nucleotides. NCBI's taxonomy places the organism in Eukaryota, Metazoa, Rotifera, Eurotatoria, Philodinida, Philodinidae. The record is from the annotation of a GenBank genome assembly.